This is a messenger RNA of Aspergillus ruber CBS 135680, 1270 nucleotides long. RefSeq names its product YoaK family protein. The record is from RefSeq and is a predicted model, not a curated record. The transcript has 2 exons. Bases 402 to 1157 code for a protein of 251 amino acids. NCBI's taxonomy places the organism in Eukaryota, Fungi, Ascomycota, Eurotiomycetes, Eurotiales, Aspergillaceae.
AAGGCUCUCGCGCCGUCACCGUAGUAGGAAAGUGCUCGACUAUUGUUUUCAAGGUGAUGGUGUUUCAACUAUAACCCUGCUUGCGAUUGUGAACUCCCAGCUGGUCACCUUUUUCGUGCGCUGGUUGAUAUGGCCCAGGAUACUGCUUUCUAACAUGUGGUUUGUCAUUCAGGGGAGCUGUCUGAAUUCGUUUCUCACAUGCUCAAACGCAAUUGGAGAUUGUUUCCGACACGAGAUAACCCCCAAAAUUUUUGUACAUUCCAACGUCCGACAAUCAGUCAGUCUCAGCCAAGAAGUAACAUGGUCUAGUUAACUAAUAAGGCAAACUGAUUACAUCAUCCGUGUUAAUGACUUCCCGGACCACCAAAGUCAAUAAUCUCUUUUUUCGAAUUGCAACGACAAUGCCACGCGAAGACGAGCCCCUACUACCGCGUGCACACCCCAACCCUACGUCACGCCUCCGCGCCUAUCUCAAACAGGAAGUCUCACCUCGUCGAGGCGACCUCGUCCUCCUUCUCUGCUAUGUCAUUACCGGACUUCUGGACAGCUCCGCCUUUUUCAUCUGGAGUUCCUUUGUGAGCAUGCAGACCGGAAACACGGUGUAUCUAGGUCUAGGACUAGCACAAGCAGAUCCCGACCGCCGAUGGGUGAAAUCUGGGCUCUCGAUUGCCAGUUUCUGCGUGGGAUCGUGGUUCUUUGGCGCAUUUUAUCAAUUCUGCGGUCCAUCUGCGCGGCGACGUUGGGCCCUUUGCGCGUCGUUCCUUUUUCAGGCGCUACUGGUCGGCAUUGCCGCGGUGAUCGUUACACUACAUCGUCACCACCGCCUCGGUGCGGAAGAGUGGAGCGUUCUGGUUCCGUUAUGUAUGGUAGCCUUCCAGAGCAGUGGUCAGGCGGUGACAAGUCGCAUUCUCGAAUGCCGGGGACUGACCAGCGUGGUGUUGACGAGCGUGUACUGCGACCUCUUCUCGAGUCCCGUUGGGCUCAAUCUCGAGCAGCGGCGACGUGUUGCGGCGAUUCUAUGCUUGGGGCUAGGCACCAUGCUAGGGGGUCUAUGGGCGAAGAGUCCCACAGGACUAUCGGGGGCAUUGUGGACAGCGGUGGCUCUGAAGGGGGGGAUUGGGGUUGCAUGGAUGGCAUGGCCAGGGGUUGUCGAGUGAUCCCUCACUAUGCACUAUGCACACUAUGCGAUAAUCCAUUUUUGGGUGCAUACAAGUAUUGAUGUAUUUACUGUAAUUUUCAAAUGUUAUUUACAAAACACCACAAACCCGAU